AAAGAUAGCCUCAUUUUAAUUCCCUUCACAAACCCAUUUUUUUUCUCCACACUCUCUCUCCUCCAUCAUCUUCUUCUUCUUCUCUAUCUAGGGUUCACUCAAUUCUCAUUCUCUCUCCUCCAACAAUCAACAAUCAACAAUCAACAAUGUCAGGAAGCGGCGUAGUAACCCUCUACGGAAACGGCGCAAUUACCGAAACAACCUCCAACAAAAAAUCCCCAUUUUCCGUCAAAGUGGGCCUGGCCCAAAUGCUCCGUGGUGGCGUAAUAAUGGACGUCGUAACCCCUGAACAAGCCCGUAUCGCUGAAGAAGCCGGUGCAUGUGCUGUAAUGGCCCUUGAACGUGUCCCAGCUGAUAUCCGGGCCCAAGGUGGUGUGGCCCGUAUGUCCGACCCACAACUCAUCAAAGACAUAAAACGGGCCGUAACAAUCCCUGUUAUGGCAAAAGCCCGUAUUGGUCAUUUUGUUGAAGCCCAGAUUCUUGAAUCCAUUGGUGUUGAUUAUGUCGAUGAAUCCGAGGUUUUAACAUUAGCUGAUGAAGAUAAUCAUAUUAACAAACAUAAUUUUCAGAUACCAUUUGUUUGUGGAUGCAGGAAUUUAGGUGAAGCAUUGCGGCGUAUCCGUGAAGGUGCCGCAAUGAUUCGAACUAAAGGUGAGGCAGGAACUGGAAAUAUUGUUGAGGCUGUUCGUCAUGUAAGAUCAGUUAUGGGGGACAUUCGUGUUCUUCGUAAUAUGGAUGAUGAUGAGGUUUUCACUUUUGCAAAAAAAAUUGCUGCUCCUUAUGAUCUUGUAAUGCAGACUAAACAAUUGGGGAGACUUCCAGUUGUGCAAUUCGCCGCGGGCGGAGUUGCUACACCUGCGGAUGCUGCACUUAUGAUGCAGUUAGGCUGUGAUGGGGUGUUUGUUGGUUCUGGUGUGUUUAAGAGUGGUGAUCCUGCUAGAAGGGCUAGAGCUAUUGUUCAAGCAGUAACUCAUUAUAGUGAUCCUGGAAUGUUGGCUGAAGUUAGUUGUGGAUUGGGAGAAGCUAUGGUUGGGAUUAAUUUGAAUGAUGAGAAAGUUGAGAGGUAUGCUGCUCGUUCUGAGUGAAACUCAAGAGAAAUUAUUCACCUCAAAUUAUGGUUUUAAUGCUUUUUAGUAUUAGGGUUUAUGCUUGUUUAUGCUUGUUUUGGUGUUUGGAAUUCGUAUAGUAGUUGAAAGAAAAAUAAGAAAAACAUAGUGGGAAACUUUUAAUAUAUCAUGUUCUUGAGAAUUUUCUAUGAAAUGAAUUGGGUUUUUUUCUUAUCUA
Beta vulgaris subsp. vulgaris (sugar beet) is the source of this 1284-nucleotide messenger RNA. RefSeq names its product probable pyridoxal 5'-phosphate synthase subunit PDX1. Bases 147 to 1085 code for a protein of 312 amino acids. NCBI's taxonomy places the organism in Eukaryota, Viridiplantae, Streptophyta, Magnoliopsida, Caryophyllales, Amaranthaceae. Gene Ontology annotation, biological process: amino acid metabolic process; pyridoxal 5'-phosphate biosynthetic process; pyridoxine biosynthetic process. The record is from RefSeq and is a predicted model, not a curated record. Gene Ontology annotation, molecular function: amine-lyase activity. The transcript has a single exon.